Messenger RNA from Nylanderia fulva, 1486 nucleotides. Its product is annotated as putative sodium-coupled neutral amino acid transporter 10. NCBI's taxonomy places the organism in Eukaryota, Metazoa, Arthropoda, Insecta, Hymenoptera, Formicidae. The record is from RefSeq and is a predicted model, not a curated record. Gene Ontology annotation, molecular function: L-amino acid transmembrane transporter activity. Gene Ontology annotation, cellular component: membrane. Gene Ontology annotation, biological process: amino acid transmembrane transport.
AUUUUGUUUAUCUCUUUGAGAAAAGAGUCAAGGAGAUAGAAGCUGAAAAUUCUUAUUGUUAGUUUUGCGGGCAAUAAGGACGUUAGAUGGAUAAGAAUUUCUUAGGAAAUUAAUAUAUCGCUCAAGACGACUUUCCAGAGUAAUUUUUGAUAAUUGCAAAAGAAUUCGAAGAAACAUCACACUGUGACAAAGAGGAAGAAUUUACAACUUUAAACUUCUAUAAUAAUCAGCUAUGUCGAUUAUAAUUACAUCGAUAAAAUUGAUGGAACUAACAUCGCAAGUGAUGACUCCCGUUAACAGCUUUGUAGGGGUGAGUCUCCUGACGAUGCCCUACUGCUUCAAACAAUGCGGCAUCGUCUUGGCCACUCUAAUGUUAAUUUUGUGUCACAUCUUGUCACGAUUGACGUGUCGCUUUCUCAUUAAGUCCUUCGUAAUACCAAAUAAAACCAUGUUUGAACUACUUGAUUCUCACACGUACGGUACGAAAGAGAAGUUUCUUGCGAAUAUUUUAAUCGGCAGUUUUAUGCUGGGAACUUGCGUCGCCUACUUCAUCGUCAUCGGCGAUCUGGGAUUCCAGCUCGUACAGAAUCAGAUGGAUAAUGUAAUCUCGGAGCAUAUUCGCACACUCUGGAUAAUCGUGAUCGAAGUCUUCGUAGUUUUUUUUGUCGAACUAUGUCAAAAUAUUGAUUACCUGUUUGACACUUACAUCAUUAGUGUUAGCUUCUAUCUUUGCGUUGCAGUAGAGACUGUAAUAAAAUUUUUCAUUCCGAAAAAUCGGUGGAGUAAUAUUAAUUGGGACAGUGUUGAUUAUUGGAGAUUAGCUGGCAUUCCCCAGUGCUUGCCAAUCUUUUUCAUUGCUUCCUUCUGUCAUAUUCAACGGCUCGAAAUGUAUGAAAUUGCUUCAAAUACAUCUCUAAAUAAAAUGAAUAUAUAUACUGUUAUGUACAUAAUCGUUGGCUUCUUUGGUUACAUUCGCUUUGGUAAUACUCAAUCACUCGCAGGAAAUAUUUUACUGAAUUCCGAGCCUGACAUGUUGUCCGAAUUGAUUAAAUUGUUAUUCAUAUUUUUGAUUGUAUUCAGUUUUCCUCUAGUCAUUCGUAUUUGUCGUAACAGCUUGUAUUCUCUUUUAUUUAAUCAGAUAACUACUGACGAGCUAUUUGUCAGUCAUUUGUCAAAAUUCAAAUGUUUAUGCCUCACUGUCGCAAUAGCAACCAUUGCUAUGGUAAUCGCUAUUCUAAUGCCAAGCCUAGAGUUUGUUCUUAGUAUCAUUGGAUCGACGAUUGAAGCAAAAUGAUUAAGCUGUAAAAGGGUAAAGGGUGUUUUCAAUAAAACUGUUUUGAUACAAAGAAACAACAUGUCGAAAAAUCUGAUAAAGCAGCAGUAAACACCUUUAUGCCGAUAAAAGAAAUAAAAGUAGAAACAAUUAAAACUUUAAAUGAGUAAUUAUAUAUAUAUAAAUGCGAUGCAGAUUACUGCUAAUAUCAAC